This is a messenger RNA of Medicago truncatula (barrel medic), 1689 nucleotides long. Its product is annotated as putative UPF0481 protein At3g02645. The record is from RefSeq and is a predicted model, not a curated record. Lineage: Eukaryota; Viridiplantae; Streptophyta; Magnoliopsida; Fabales; Fabaceae. The transcript has a single exon. Bases 1 to 1689 code for a protein of 562 amino acids.
AUGUCAUAUAAUUCUAAAUCAACCUUUGAUGAACUUCAAUGGGUGAUUCAUAUUCGAAAAAUCCUUGAAGAAGAAUUUGAAGAGGAAGAUGGUAAAUUAUCUGUAACCAUUUUCAAUGUGCCAAAGCUUCUUAUGGCUAGUGAUCCAGAUUCUUAUGUUCCACAACAAGUUGCAAUUGGUCCUUACCAUUAUUGGAGAUCAGAACUCUAUGAAAUGCAAAGUUACAAGCUUGCAGCAACAAAAAGAUUCUUGAAAUCACUACAAAGUUUCAAAUUAGAUAACCUUGUUGACCAAUUGACAAAGUAUGAACAAAGAGUUAGAGCAUGUUACCACAAAUUCUUAGAUUUGAACGGAGAAACGAUGGUUUGGAUGAUGAUCGUUGAUGCAUCAUUCUUACUCGAGUUACUUCAAAUUUAUGCAAUGCAAGAAGGUGAACCAAAGAGGGAAGUUUUGUCAAGCAUGUCACAUUUAGUUGACUAUGCUGGUAGAAAAUCAGCUCAUAAUGCAAUGUUGAAAGACAUUGUUAUGCUUGAGAAUCAAAUUCCAUUAAUGGUUUUGAGAAAAUUGCUUGAGUUCAAACUCUCAUCAAAAGAAGCUGCUGAUGAAAUGUUGAUUUUCAUGUUUAUAGGUUUGUUUAAACAAACUUCACCUUUCAAGAUGAUUGAAAAGUUUCCAAGCAUUAAAGUCUCCGAAAGUGCACAUUUGCUUGAUUUUUUUUACGACAUGAUUGUGCCUAAAUUAGAAACAGGAAACGACGUUACUAUUGAUGUUGAGAUUCAACAAGAAGAGGAACAAGACAAAGGUGAAGAUGAAAAUUCAAAAGGUGAGUCUAGUUAUGUUAAGCAACCAUUCAAUGAAAUAUGGAGGAUUCUUUCAAAACAUAUCAAAGGACCCAUGAAAUCACUCAACAGGGUUGUAUCAAGACCUUUGAAAGUGCUUGUAAAGUUUCCAUGGAAAAUCAUAUCCAAUCUUCCAGGAGGUAAACUUCUAAAACAACCUGUUGAAUCUUUAUUUUUCUCUAAAGAAAAAGGCGAUGAAGAAAAACAAGAAAAUGAAAAUUCUAGCACUGAUCUUGUUAACAAGCCACCUUUGAUGGAUGAAAUCGCUAUUCCUUCUGUUGAGCAACUUGUGCUUGCAGGAGUUAAUUUCUUACCUACAAAUGGAAGCAUAUCAAGCAUUAGUUUUGAUGCUAAAACAAACACUUUUCACCUUCCCAUGAUUAGAUUGGAUGUUAACACCGAAGUUUUUCUAAGAAACUUGGUUGCAUAUGAAUCAUCGGUUGGAUCGGGACCUUUGGUUAUAACUCGUUACACAGAAUUGAUGAAUGGAAUCAUAGACUCCGAGAAAGAUGCAAAGAUUCUAAGAGAAAAAGGGAUUAUUCUAAAUCACUUAAAGAGUGAUCAAGAAGUGGCUAACAUGUGGAAUGGAAUGAGCAAGUCAUUGAGAUUGUCAAGGGUACCAUUCUUGGAUAAGACUAUUGAAGAUGUUAACAAGAGUUAUAAUAAUACAAUGAAGAUCAAGAUUUGGAAAUUUAUGAAGUCUUAUGUGUUUGGUUCAUGGCCAGUCUUAACAUUCUUGGCUAGCAUGUUCCUCUUGUUCAUGACAGCAUUGCAAGCUUUUUGCUCUAUCUAUACAUGUCAUCGCUUCUUUGACAAGGCUCUAGACUUUACAUCCCCAGACACAAAUUAA